This is a messenger RNA of Drosophila eugracilis, 1163 nucleotides long. Its product is annotated as ELMO domain-containing protein 2. Gene Ontology annotation, molecular function: GTPase activator activity. The record is from RefSeq and is a predicted model, not a curated record. The transcript has 2 exons. Bases 190 to 1140 code for a protein of 316 amino acids. NCBI's taxonomy places the organism in Eukaryota, Metazoa, Arthropoda, Insecta, Diptera, Drosophilidae.
AACACUGUCUGAUCAGCUGAUAGGCUUUUUUUAGAAUAAAACAUUUGUUGCAAACUGCAAUAUAACAAAACAUAGUAAAAGCUGUGAUCGAAAAUAAACUCUACCGCGUUGCCCAGGCAACUCGGGCCCAAACAAACGAAGUCGAGGGAAUCUCUCCCACAAAUCAAAAGUUAUCAUCGCAUUGGCAAAAUGUUCAUUCUCGACCGAAUCCUGCCGUUUAUUUUUAGCUAUAUAAGACCGUUUAUAAAGUGGUUUCUGCACGCCUUCACCAGGCUCUCGGAGCUCCAGAGGAUAUGCUAUGGGGCUCGUGCAGGUGCCAGUCGAACGAGUCAGGUGGAAAGGUCCCUAACAUUGUCCAAGAGGCCCAAGAUACGCCGUCUUGUACUUGACCUUGAUGAGGCUGCGCCAUACGUGGACAAUGCGGAACUUCUGGAUUUCGCUCCUCGCGCUGCUCGCAUUGUGAUGCAAGCAAAACGUAUAAAGAGCAAUGUACAUCCAGACUUUGCUCGUCUAUUUGGCACCUGUGUGACAAGUAUCUGGGGCUACCGCCGGCUCAUGCAUCACAUAGAGCAGCUGCGGGCAGAGAGUUACGACUCGGAUAACCUAGACCACGAGCAAAAAUUGUUGCGGCUAUGGCAGCUCCUCAUGCCGGACACUCCUCUCACUGGACGCGUCAGCAAGCAGUGGCAGGAUAUUGGCUUUCAAGGCGACGAUCCAAAGACGGAUUUCCGCGGAAUGGGCAUGCUCGGUUUAGAUAAUUUGCUGUACUUCGCAACCGCCUAUAACGACGCUGCCAAGCACGUGCUUCUGCACUCGAUGCAUCCCACCCUGGGUUAUACCUACGCCAUUGUGGGCAUUAACCUCACCUCAAUGGCCUUCAAUCUAGUUAAAACAGGUGCCGCCAAAACUCACUUCUACAAUCUGGUGGUUCAGCACAGACAGGACUUUAGCACAAUAGAGGAUUUCCACAAGCUGUACUGCUAUCUCUUCUUUGAGUUUGACCGCUUUUGGAUAGAAAGUGACCCGCGCAACAUUAUGGACUUCCGCGAGAUUUAUCAGGCAUUUGAAAUAACAAAACUGGAGGCCUUGCACAAUGAUAGCACUAUUUUUAAGACCAAUUUGGUUGUAGAAUCCGUCUAAAAAUACACAGAAGUAUAUUAGUA